AUGAGAGCGGAGACCAUGCCAUUGCAGAUGCGGUUAAGUCUGCGUUGCAAGAUGAAUGCUCCGACGGCUCAUGGCUCAAGAGAUCCUUCCGCAUGCCUUGCUUUGCAUCCUGAACAAGUGUUGGUGGCAACAGGUCAAGUUGGAAAAGAACCAUAUAUCUGUGUUUGGGAUUCAUACACUGUGCAGACUAUAUCGAUACUGAAAGAUGUUCACACACAUGGUAUAGCUUGCUUGGCAUUUGACUUAGAUGGGCAGCGUUUGGUCUCAGUGGGUCUGGAUUCAAAAAAUACAAUAUGCGUGUGGGACUGGAGAAGAGGAAGAAUGAUAUCUAUGGCUCCUGGUCAUACAGACAGGAUAUUUGAUAUUUCUUGGGAUUUGUACCAACCAAACAAACUAGUCAGCUGUGGUGUAAAACAUAUUAAGUUCUGGAGCUUGUGUGGCAAUUCAUUGACACCAAAGCGUGGUGUUUUUGGCAAGACUGGUGAUCUCCAAACUAUACUUUGCCUAGCCUGUGCAAGAGAUGAAGUGACACAUUCUGGUGCACUUAAUGGAGAUAUAUAUGUAUGGAAAGGAAUUAAUCUCAUACGGACAAUACAAGGAGCACAUGCUGCAGGAAUUUUCAGCAUGAAUGCAUGUGAGGAGGGUUUUGCCACUGGUGGCAGGGAUGGCUGUGUUCGUCUGUGGGAUUUAAAUUUUAAACCAAUUACUGUGAUUGAUCUCAGGGAAACAGACCAGGGAUAUAAAGGUCUGUCUGUGAGAAGUGUUUGCUGGCGAGGAGACCAUAUUCUAGUUGGGACACAAGACAGUGAAAUUUUUGAGAUUGUUGUGCAUGAACGCAAUAAGCCUUUCCUGAUCAUGCAGGGGCACUGUGAAGGAGAGCUUUGGGCUCUGGCAGUCCAUCCUACAAAACCGUUGGCCAUGACUGGAAGUGAUGACCGAUCAGUCAGAAUUUGGAGCCUAAUAGACCAUGCAUUGAUUGCACGGUGCAAUAUGGAAGAACCAAUUCGCUGUGCAGCCGUUAGUACUGAUGGAAUCCAUCUUGCACUUGGAAUGAAGGAUGGCUCUUUCACUGUACUUCGAGUCAGGGAUAUGACAGAGGUUGUUCAUAUUAAAGACAGGAAAGAAGCCAUUCAUGAAUUAAAAUAUUCACCAGAUGGCACGUUCCUUGCGGUUGGCUCCAAUGACAGCUCUGUUGAUAUUUAUGGUGUUGUUCAGCGGUACAAAAAAGUUGGGGAAUGUGUUGGAUCUGUAAGUUUCAUCACUCAUAUGGACUGGUCUUCAGACAGUAAAUACUUACAGACCAAUGAUGGCAGUGGAAAAAGACUUUUUUACAAGAUGCCAAGUGGAAAAGAAGUAACAAAUAAAGAAGAAUUAAAAGGCAUCCAAUGGGCUUCAUGGACAUGUGUUUAUGGCCUUGAAGUUAAUGGAAUCUGGCCCAAAUAUUCAGAUAUCAAUGAUAUCAAUUCUGUAGAUGGAAAUUUUAAUGGUCAAGUUUUGGUUACAGCUGAUGACUAUGGAAUAGUAAAACUAUUCCGGUAUCCUUGUUUAAGAAAAGGAGCAAAGUUUAAAAAAUAUCUUGGGCAUUCAGCUCAUGUGACAAAUGUCAGAUGGUCACAUGAUCAUCAGUGGGUUGUUUCUAUUGGUGGAGCUGAUCAUUCUGUCUUCCAGUGGAAAUUCAUUCCUGAACGGAAGCUGAAGGAUGCUAUUCACAUAGCACCCCAAGAAAGUCUGAUUGAUUCUAACAGUGAUGAAUCAGAUUCAGAUCAAUCUGAUGUUCCAGAGCUAGACUCUGAAAUUGAACAAGAGACUCAGAUCACAUACCGUCGACAGGUUUACAAAGAAGAUCUACCUCAGCUUAAAGAGCAAUGCAAAGAAAAACAAAAAAGUGCAGCUUCUAAAAGAAGAGAGAGAGCUCCGGGGAACAGUAUAAGAUUACACUUUGUCCAUGGUUACAGAGGUUGUGAUUGUCGGAGUAAUCUAUUUUACACUCAGACUGGUGAAAUUGUAUACCAUGUUGCAGCAGUGGGCGUAGUAUACAAUCGGCAGCAGAAUACACAGCGCUUUUAUCUAGGUCACGAUGAUGACAUUCUUUGCCUUGCUAUUCAUCCCUUAAAGGACUACGUGGCAACAGGCCAGGUUGGUCGGGAUUCCUCAAUACACAUUUGGGAUACAGAGACAAUCAAACCACUGUCAGUAUUAAAGGGCUAUCACCAGUAUGGCGUUUGUGCUGUUGAUUUUUCAGCGGAUGGCAAACGCUUGGCUUCUGUUGGCAUAGAUGACAAUCAUAGUAUUGUGCUCUGGGACUGGAAAAAAGGAGAGAAGCUUUCAGCAGUAAGAGGAAGCAAAGAUAAGAUUUUUGUUGUUAAAAUUAAUCCUUAUAUGCCUGAUAAACUGAUAACAGCUGGAAUUAAACACAUGAAAUUCUGGCGUAGAGCAGGAGGAGGACUGAUUGGGAGAAAGGGCUGCAUAGGUGCAAUGGGAAGAACUGAUACAAUGAUGUGUGCAGUAUACGGCUGGACUGAAGAGAUGGCAUUUUCUGGAACUUCCACUGGGGACGUGUGUAUCUGGAGAGAUUUGUUUCUCAUAAAAACUAUCAAAGCACAUGAUGGUCCAGUAUUUAGCAUGCAUGCAUUAGAAAAAGGAUUUGUAACUGGUGGAAAGGAUGGGGUAGUGGCUCUCUGGGAUGACACCUUUGAACGCUGUCUCAAAACCUAUGCCAUCAAACGAGCUGCUUUGGCCCCUGGCUCUAAAGGUCUCCUCUUAGAAGACAACCCUUCUAUACGUGCCAUAUCGUUAGGACAUGGUCAUAUUUUAGUGGGCACAAAGAAUGGGGAAAUACUGGAAGUGGAUAAAAGUGGACCAAUAACUCUGCUGGUUCAGGGUCAUAUGGAAGGGGAAGUUUGGGGUCUAGCCACCCAUCCUCAUUUACCUAUUUGUGCCACUGUAAGUGAUGACAAAACCUUAAGAAUAUGGGAUCUAUCUCCUAGCCAUUGUAUGUUAGCUGUUCGCAAAUUGAAAAAGGGGGGCAGAUGUUGCUGCUUUUCUCCUGAUGGAAAAGCAUUGGCUGUAGGUCUCAAUGAUGGAAGUUUCUUGAUGGUGAAUGCAGAUACUCUGGAGGAUCUAGUCUCCUUCCACCACAGGAAGGAUGUUAUUUCAGAGAUUAGAUUUUCUCCUGGUUCUGGAAAAUACUUAGCGGUGGCAUCAUGUGACAGCUUUGUAGACAUCUACAAUGUAAUGAGCAGUAAGCGAGUAGGAAUCUGCAAGGGUGCCUCCAGUUACAUAACACACAUGGACUGGGACAUCAGAGGGAAGCUUUUACAAGUCAACACUGGUGCUAAAGAGCAGCUGUUCUUUGAAGCUCCUCGUGGGAAAAGACAGACAAUUCCCAGUUUGGAGGUUGAAAAGAUUGGCUGGGCAUCAUGGACAAGUGUUCUGGGCUCUUGCUGUGAAGGAAUCUGGCCAAUAAUUGGGGAAGUCACAGAUGUAACUGCUUCAUGCCUCACCAGUGAUAGUAAAGUCUUGGCCACAGGAGAUGAUUUUGGGUUUGUGAAACUUUUCCGAUUCCCUGCUAAAGGAAAGUUUGGAAAAUUUAAGAGGUAUGUGGCCCAUAGUACGCAUGUAACAAAUGUUCGUUGGACUCAUGAGGACAGUUUGUUGGUCACUGUCGGUGGGGCAGACACCUCUCUAAUGCUGUGGACCCAUGAAAUGGAGGGACAUCGAGAGAGCAGGCAGUGUGAUAGUGAAGAAUCUGAUCUAGAUUCUGAGGAAGAUGGAGGUUAUGACAGUGAUGUGACACGAGAGAAUGAAAUUAAUUACACCAUCAAAGCCUUAUCAACAAACAUCAGACCAAUGUUUGGAAUUAAGCCUCAUCUGCAACAAAAGGAGCCAUCACUAGAUGAACGGCAAGGGGUAGUAAGAGGUUCCAGGAUGGUAGCCAAGGUUACUACAACUAACAAAAUUGCUGUUCUCUAUUUCAGACCACCAGUUAGUAGGGCACUGCCACAGCCUGAAAAACUUCAGACAAAUAACGUUGGCAAAAAAAAGAGACCAAUAGAGGAUCUAGUAUUGGAGCUGGUAUUUGGGUACCGAGGCAAGGACUGCAGGAACAAUGUUCACUAUCUGAAUGAUGGUGCUGAUAUAAUUUAUCAUACUGCAUCUGUUGGGAUUCUGUAUAACGUGGCAACAGGAUCUCAGUCUUUUUACCAGGAACAUAAUGAUGAUAUUCUGUGCCUCACUGUAAAUCAGCACCCCAAGUUUACCAACCUUGUGGCAACUGGCCAAGUAGGAGACUCAGCAGAUAUGUCAGCUACAGCUCCUUCUAUCCACGUGUGGGAUGCAAUGAACAAACAGACACUAUCUGUACUGAGAUGCUACCAUUCAAAGGGAGUUUGUUCAGUCAGUUUCAGUGCCACUGGCAAACUUCUCCUCUCUGUAGGGCUGGAUCCUGAACACACCAUUACCAUUUGGAAGUGGCAGGAAGGUGCCAAAAUUGCCAGCAGAACUGGUCAUAACCAACGUAUAUUUGUAGCAGAAUUCAGACCGGAUUCAGAUACCCAGUUUGUUUCAGUGGGAGUAAAACAUGUGAGGUUCUGGACUCUUGCUGGAAGAGUUCUUCUCAGUAAAAAAGGGCUACUGAGUUCAAUAGAAGAUGCCCGGAUGCAGACCAUGCUAUCUGUAGCUUUUGGAGCUAAUAACUUGACAUUUACAGGUACCAUCAGUGGAGAUGUUUGUGUUUGGAAAGAUCAUGUAUUGGUACGAAUUGUGGCCAAAGCUCACAAUGGGCCUGUGUUCACAAUGUACACUACUCUCAGAGAUGGUCUAAUCGUAACAGGAGGCAAAGAAAGACCAUCAAAGGAAGGAGGGGCUGUUAAACUAUGGGAUCAGGAGCUGAAGCGAUGUCGUGCCUUCAGAUUGGAAACAGGACAGAUGACUGACUGUGUUCGUUCUGUGUGUAGAGGCAAAGGGAAAAUUCUUGUUGGGACAAGGAAUGCUGAAAUAAUUGAAGUUGGAGAGAAAAAUGCAGCAUGUAACAUUCUAAUUAAUGGUCAUAUGGAUGGACCUAUCUGGGGACUGGCUACACAUCCUUCAAGAGAUUUUUUCCUUUCUGCUGCAGAAGAUGGGACAGUGAGACUCUGGGACAUUGCUGAAAAGAAGAUGCUGAACAAAGUCAGUUUAGGACAUGCAGCUCGGACUAUUUCUUACAGCCCCGAGGGGGACAUGGUGGCUAUUGGCAUGAAAAAUGGAGAAUUUAUUAUCUUGCUGGUGACCUCUCUAAAAAUAUGGGGGAAAAAAAGGGACAGAAGAUCUGCUAUCCAAGACAUAAGGUUCAGUCCAGAUUCUCGUUACUUAGCAGUGGGUACUAGUGAGAAUGCAGUGGAUUUUUAUGACUUGACAUUGGGCCCCACGCUAAAUCGAGUUAGCUACUGCAAAGAUAUCCCAAGCUUUGUUAUCCAGAUGGACUUCUCUGCAGAUAGCCGUUUUCUCCAGGUCUCUACUGGGUGUUACAAAAGGCAGGUCUAUGAAGUGCCUUCGGGAAGACAGCUUAUGGACCAGGCAGUGAUUGACAGAAUAACAUGGGCCACUUGGACCAGUAUUCUAGGGGAUGAAGUAGUUGGAAUCUGGUCCAGGCAUGCUGAGAAAGCUGAUGUGAACUGUGCCUGUGUCUCUCACUCUGGAAUCAGCCUUGUAACAGGCGAUGACUUUGGCAUGGUCAAGCUGUUUGACUUUCCAUGUCCUGAAAAAUUUGCAAAACACAAGCGAUUUUUAGGUCACUCGGCCCAUUUGACUAAUAUUCGAUUUACAAGUGGGGAUAAAUACGUUGUCAGUGCUGGAGGGGAUGACUGUAGCUUAUUUAUCUGGAAAUGUGUGCAUAUGCUUCAUUAAGAGAGACAUGGAGCCUUUGCAAAGAGGAUACUGCGGAAAAUUACAGGCAUGAAAGACCCAUGAGCGCAAUGAGACAUUCUACAGUGCCCUGCAUGCUUAAGAAAUGGUGCUGAUCAAAGACAGACAACGAUCUGUCUCUGAAAGACAAGUGUCUAGAGUCUAUCAGAAGAAUAGACUAUAACAAAUAUGCUGCGCCCCCCUAGAUUUGCUACAGUAUUGGAUAACCCAUGUAUGGAUUCCAUUCACUGCCAGACAUUGAAAAAGAAACACAUGGAUAAAAGGAAGAAGUGAGUUGUGGAUCAAUGUACAGUUUUCCAAUCAGAUAGUGGGGUUUUAAUCAACAGAUGUUAUUUCUCACCUAAUGCUGUAUGUUGAUGCAUUUAUUAUCAGCACGGAUGUGUUUCCUUUAAAUUCUGGGGACUGAAUAUCAUUGAAACAGGUUACUCCUUUUUUUAUUACUGAAAGGAAAACAUCUAGCAGUUCUUAAAUAAAACUACACAGUAUUUUAAUAAAAGAUUAAAGUAGUAAAAUGGGAUAUGACAUUUCUAUGAAUAGUCAAAAAUGAAGCAUUGUCUGGUGAAGCAGUAAUAGUAAAGUUUGCUCCUUAGACCUGCAGUAUUCAUGUGCUUAGAGGCCUGGGUCAUAACCCUGUUUGGUGAAUGCUGUCAGGCUUGUAUGAACCCAUUUUUUAAGGCUAAUUUAGUGUUUUUGUUGCACUUAAACAUUAAAUUAGUUCCAUGAGCAGAAACAGAUUUGCUCACUUUGCGAGUGCCUUGCCCACAACCUAAAAGUCUAACUCCAGUUUUUGCCUUGCGAUAAAAGUGUUCUCAGUGGAACAGAGAUUACUGUUGUGUAAGUUGACUAAGCUGCUAGUCUCUUUGCUGGAAAUAUGAAAUAAGAUAAUUUUAGUCUCUGUAAAGACUGGGGUCAUCACCAGUUGCAAAAAUAGAAUUUCACAGCAAUAGGAAUUGUUGAUUUUAUUUUCUCAGUAUCACGUGGAGGAUGCAGAGAGAACAUAAUCUUUCCAAACACUGGUAUUUUGUACAGUCACAUUUUUUAACAGGAAUAAAACUAGUUGGAAGAGAUCUUUGUUCAGCUCUCUCUCCUGAUUGUAAUGUAACAUCCAAUCAUAACUCUUCUUUAAGUAAGCAUGCAUAUUAAGAAUAUGGGCCUGCCUGUAACCCUUAGUAUAAGAACAUACUUUAAAUGGCAAAAUAACACAGACUCAAGCAUUUUAGUGAUGAUAAACUCCAGGAGAAAGUUGCAUUUUUGGUAAAACUGGGGAAGACUGCUUCAGUUGUUUGUUUGAAAUGAUCAUGCAGUGGAGGUGUGCUGUGGGCUAUAUCUGUUUUUUAAGCCGUGCAGUUAUUUUUCAUGCAACAUGAAAGGGAGCAAAAGUAACUAGCUCACAGGUUGCAUUAACAAAGUGCUAUUAAAUGUGAGUAGUGUUGCUGUGGUCACAGUUGUUAUUGUCUACUUAAGUCAGCAUUUGUUAAGGACAAAUGGCAUUUGAUUCCAAGUUGAGAUAGCAUAGCUGUUGUUAUUCACCUCUUAUCAUUUUACUCCAAGUAAAUGUAAAAAAGAAACAAAUAAACCUUAGCACCCACUGUAGAUAUCUUGUGUGUGUGGUGGGGAGAAAGGGAGAGAUUGCAUAGAGUAGAUGAGAAAGUACAAAGAGAUUCAGCCAGACCACUGUACUCUUCCAUGUCCAACAAUGCUUGCUGUUAUGUAAUAUAGGCCCUACCAGUUUCACAGCCCUGAAAAACAUGUCCCCAACUGUGAAAUCAGCCCUCUCCUGGAAAUCUGAUCUCCUCUGCUGCAGGGAGCCUAGGGCUCCAAGUUGCUAGUCCGACCACACUGGGGAGGGACAGGAGUUUUCCUUCCCCUGCACUGCCACUCUUGGUGGAGAUAUCAGUCCCACCUCCAGAGGCAGUGCAGAAAUGAGGGUGGUAUAUCCUCUCUUCUGCGCUGCAGCAGCCCAGAAGCUAAGAUCUGGGCUUCCAUUCCUCCACUCCCCACCCCCCAGGGCUCCUGCCACAGCAUUAGGCAGUGAACUCGGGGCUUCCUCCCACAGUGGAGCUUGCUGGGCUGUGGGCUUUUGCUCCCGGUGGGUGCAACUGGGGCAGCCUGGGCUCUGGGUUUCUGCCCCUUCAGUCCCUACCCGCCCAGCUCCUGCCAUGGCUCUGGGCGCCUGGGGGCUUCCACUCCACAGUUGCACCCAGGACUCAGGGCAGCCUGGGUCAAGGGCUUCCUCUGCUGCUCCCGUCAGGGCAGUGCAGGCUCGGGGUUUCACCACCACCAGUCACUCCAGCCGGAGCAGCCUGGGCACCUGACACCGUGGCCUCUGCCAUGGCUCCAGGUGCCGAGCUCAGGGUUUCCUCCUGGGGCUCAGGGCUUGUGCUCCUGCCAGCUGCAGUCAGGGCGGCCUGGGCUCAGAGCUUCCGCCGCCCUGCUACUCCAGCUGGGGCUCCGAGCAGUCCAGACUUGGGGCUGCCUGGGCUCAAGGCUUCAGCCCCGCAGCUGCAGCCGGGGCUCAGGGCUUCUUCCCCUGCGGAUUCUACCAGGGCUCAGGGUGACCUGCUAGGGGCUUCUGCCCUGAAGCUUCUUCUGGGUCUGGAGCAUCCAUUUUUCCUGGGGGACCUCAGAUUGGCGAGGGAGCUCUGCCUUCAUCUGUCCCUGGCAUGAACUAGCAGCUAGGAGCCCCCAGGUGGGGUGUACCCAGAAGCACUGGGGGGUGGGGGGAGGGCAAUCCUGCCCACCUUCACCUCCAGGAACCUCCUCUAACUGCAGGAAGCUGAGAGGGUGCUAAUUUUGGGACCCCCUAAACAACUUUGCAAGCACCCCCCCCCAUUCCAUUUUGGAUGUGAACCCUCACAGUUAAAACAUUCUGAAAUUUCAGAUGUAAACUGACCAAUUUUAAAACCCUCUGGCUGUGAAACUGUCCAGACUGGACCAUGAAUUUGAUAGGGCCCUAGUAAUAUUCAACACUAUUGACCCAACAAAUAAUCUUAUACAGUGUGUUUCCUAUAUCUAACUAGAGCGUCUUUCACAACAGAAAAAUGUAUUGAUCUAAUAUCAAGUGUCUCAGCCAGGCAAGAUUUGGAACAGAUGAUUUGUUGCCAUUACCACUACAGUACAAUAGUUUCACUAACCACACAGCUGCUGUUCUAAAGUAUAAGAUACUAGGAUUAGGGUCUGUGCUAGGGUACACCAUUGACUCAGAUGAAUUGCACCUGACUGACAGAUGUGAGAUCAGAAUCAUGCUGCAGCUUUACUCUUACUGCCCAUUAUUAUUAUUUAAAAAUUAAUAGUUAGCAUUUAUCUAUGCUAGAGAAAUCAAUUGUUAGUGUAGUAAUUUGUUGUUUUGCACCCUGUGUUCCACCACUGAUUCAGUGCAGCUAUACUACACAUCUGAACAUAGUGUAAGAUUUGCCCUUGUAUCCAUGCUAAGGCUGCCUUACAGCAGUUCAGGUGGGAUGACUGUCAAAAGCUCUUUUAGCUAAUGACCCUCUUUAAAUUGCCAGCUGAAAUUCAUCUUUCUGCAUCUCCCCAUCUACCACAAAUCCUAUGCCCACUAUCCCCCAGUAAAUCUUCAGCCUGUGACUUGCACCCACCCCCUACUUUCCCAGAGUAUCCUCUUCUCACACUAACCAUUCCCCAACCACCAUCUUCAGUAGUGCCCAUGCUAUGGCUGUGCCACUCCACUGCUAAUUUGCCAGCUGAUACUUUUUCACUGAGGAACCACAGAGGUACAUCAGAGCACAAAUACCAGCACACAAUGCACCACAAAUCACCACUGGGGCUGUAGCAGGAGGUGCACAGCUGCUAUCUACACUCCUUCUACCCCCAAACUCCCGAGGCAUCUGUUCCCCCAUUUCUGCCCCUGUUUGGAGCUGGGGAAAAUAGUGUCUUAGCUGCAGAUCUGUGGGGGCAGAGUUCAUGUUCCACAAGCAAACUAAGGAGGUUCAUUGCUGAAGAGAGAUUUUGUCUUUGACAGCAGUAGGAACUGACAGCUCGUAUCAGUGGGAUGCGUUUACACUGACACACAAGUCAAUAAUGCCUCAAUUAGGUUUUACACUCACUAAUGUUAGUGGUGUAAUUUC
This is a messenger RNA of Chelonoidis abingdonii (Abingdon island giant tortoise), 9986 nucleotides long. The record is from RefSeq and is a predicted model, not a curated record. Lineage: Eukaryota; Metazoa; Chordata; Testudines; Testudinidae.